Messenger RNA from Homarus americanus (American lobster), 9528 nucleotides. RefSeq lists its product as uncharacterized. Lineage: Eukaryota; Metazoa; Arthropoda; Malacostraca; Decapoda; Nephropidae. Gene Ontology annotation, biological process: regulation of transcription by RNA polymerase II. The coding region runs from base 150 to 3497 and encodes 1115 amino acids. The record is from RefSeq and is a predicted model, not a curated record. Gene Ontology annotation, molecular function: chromatin insulator sequence binding. Gene Ontology annotation, cellular component: chromosome. The transcript has 24 exons.
GACUGACAUCACAAUAUGGCGUCGACUAAAACAUUUGUGUUCGUUUUAAUGUUAUAGUUUUUCUUCGAUAACUUGACCAUUUUUUAAUAUCAAUUACUGAAACUUCUUGGAAGGAUAGCUGGAUAACCAGUGCAUAAACGGCUGUGAUAAUGGGGCGAGGAAGCACCUCCACAACCCAUAAUGGCCCGGGGUUGGUGCUGGAGUGUGAGAGUGAAGGAUUAUCUGAUGUCCAAAUCACCAAGAUUCAAAAACUUCAAGAUGAUCUGCUGAAGCUCCAGUUCAUGCUCAAGAAUGGAGCUGUGCAGAAUGAGAAUGUCUCUGUACAAACCUUGGUUAAUGGCACAGCAGGGAGUAACAUUACCUCAGUGGCUGCCACUGUGGCUCAGCCUCUUUCCAAUGGCACCAAUGUGGUUGGUCUUCAAGUUCCCCAGUUUCUGCUGCUUCAGAAUGGUCAGAUGAUUGCUACCACCGGUACUUUGCCAACGAAUGGGCAGACUGUCACUACUACUCCAGCAACCAGCUUUGUAGCAACAACAUCAACAGUCAGUGUCAGCCCCUCCAACACAACAACUGAUCCUGUCAGUAAAUCAAAGACUUCUACCAUACGUACCACCACAACAAGCAGUGCCACAUCCAUAACAACCAGGUCGACGAGAGGAAGCAUUGUCAACAAGAACAAUACGACCAAUAGCACGAGCAGUCCUGACAUUCAGGUGUUACGAGAGAUGAGGAUCCCCACACUUAUCCAGAGUUCUGGACUACCUACACAGACAACAUCUACCAUAUCAUGUGGUAACAGCCCUCCAAAUACCAGUGGCGGGACAAGUCCUCCCAUCAAUAAGUUCUUGCCCCUACUUAAUGUUAUCGCCAGACCAAAGAACACCCUUCCCCCAGCAGUUGCAGUUAGUCAACGGAAAGAACUCGAUGCAGAAAUUAAAUCGGUCCUCUUCAAAUCUCCACAAGAGUUCGUUGAGUGGUUGCUCACUGUAAGGUUAAUACGCAACACCCAGUAUUGUUCAAUACACAAGAUACCAUUCAGCGAAACUCCUGUGAAACUCACACUGGGAAUGUUCUCGGACCCAAAAGUUCUAUCCACUAGUGGAGGAUACGUGUGGAUUAGUGAGUGUUGUGGAAAGAAGUAUGUGUCCGUGUACAGUGGUUCUAUCUUCGGGUCAACUCCAAUCGACAAAGUUCCUCCCACUUCUGUGCUCAAACUGGUAUACCACUGGGCGUGCCAGACUUCUAUCAGCAAUGUGGAAUUAUGGGUUAAGGUGGAAAAAACUUUCAUCAACAAAAUGUACCAGUACAUGAGAUGCAUAAGUUCUGUCAUGCUUCAAGAUAAGGUAUAUGAUUUUGGCUUUGAUGGAACAACUGUAGAGCUUGGCAUUGUCAGUCUUGGCACCAGCACAGCAGAUGGCGCUAAGAAAGCAGUUAAGGUGGAGAUCCUGGGUCUUUAUGACCGAAAAAUGAAGUCUUACAGGUUGUUUGCUUCUGAACCUGAACCAGGUAGUUCAUCACGGCAGAGGUUUGUGCGCAUUCUCAAGCCAUUAGAAAGAGUUGUUCAUAUCAAUGCCAUAAUACUCUGUGACCAGUCUGUUGACAGAAACUGUUUAUACAACAUGAAUUAUGGAAAGGUUAGUGUAUGUGAAACAAGUGACAAUGAAGAGAACCUUCAAUCUAAUGCAAGAAUUAUGUCUUACUUACGGAGACAUGUCCCUAAGAUGUUUCAGAGUGCACUGUCACAUCUAAAUUUGCAACAAGUACAAUUGGUUUUAGAUGAAUUAUGUUGGCGUGAGCGAUAUGGCCACUGUGCAGCACAGGCUUACAUCAAUAUGGUUGAUCAUAUCACAUAUCUUACGGCACGGGAGGCUGAGAAUCCGGGGGUAUUGCAUCUUCUAGAUUUUGUCUCUCAAAAACCUCAGCAUAACUGGAGAUACAAAAGUCAACAUUUCCCAAAAGGACCUACCUCUCUCCAGCCGUCUAUCAUCAUGAGUUCUCCCAACACUGGCACAAUUACUCCUCAGAUGGCUGUAGAUUCUACUCAAAUGACUCAAACCCCCAUGGAACACACAAACAAGGUGACUUUAGCUCCACGUCGGAUGCAAGGAUCCUCACUGGGGGCUCCAGCAAGCAAAGUUCCUGUAGCAUCAAUAUCUCCCAAAGCUGAUGUUACAGAGCUGGAGCCAUUUUACUAUGGUCAAGUACAAGGACUUUCAAAUUUGGGUCGUUACGUAAAAAUUCAUUCGUAUACUUGCCACAUUUGUAAUGAGGUGUUCAAUAGUAAUUUGGACUUUUACGCACACUUGAAGUUUCAUCUUUGUCGCAAUGCUGGUGUUAAUGAUAAAUUUUGCUGCAACUAUUGCAUUGCACAUUUUGAAACGGAAGAAAAGAGAGAUUACCACCAUAAAUUCCGGCAUAUGCAAAUGGAUACAAGAUACACUUGGUGCAGAAUAUGUUCAGAAAGCUUCACUGGUGAAUACCAGUUAGUAAACCACAUGGCUAAAAAACACUACGAGAGUGAACUUCCGUAUCGUUGUGAGGUCUGCCACUUCACUACAUCGAUUUACUUCAGUGUCAUUGAUCACUUUAAUAAAGAACAUAAAGAAACACCACAUGUUCAGUGUCACUUCUGCCUCAGAGUGAAAUCCAUCACCACCACAUCUGCGAACACUUUCUCCCAGCGGAUGUUCCAGCAUUUACUGAAACAUUCUUCCCAAGUUGGGAAAUGCAAAUCCUGUGUGCUGUCCUUUUACACUAAAUAUCUUCUUGAUGAACAUAAAAGAAGAGAUCAUAUUAGUCGUGUCAAUGUUGUAGGUCUUCAACGUUAUAAAGUGCCUGCUGGUCAGAAUCGCAUUAUGUUUAGGCCAUGGGUGAAAAAUGCACCAAUGCCAAAUCCAAAUGUGACCUAUUUUGCUACCAGCCGACAAAAUUCCAUUGUGGCAAUAUCCUCAACUCUUGAGGUGAUGAACAACUUGAAGGUAGACACCAACGAUGAAGAUAAGAGUUACUACUGUAUUGAGUGUGAUGCAAGUCUCACCCUCGAAAAUCAUUUCAGAGCAUAUCAGAAGUGCACUAAAUGUAGCUAUGCAACAUGUUGCCGUAGUAUGAUCAGCAGGCAUGCCCAAGUGUUUCACCCUAGUGGAAGAAACAGACGAUACUACAAUAUUGGCCCACCUAUUAUACUUCCUCAACCACUAUUCUGUAUCUGUGGAUUCAGCACUCGCAGUGGUAACCACCUUGCACGGCAUCUUGCUUUAUGUGAAGGUGGAAGAAAGUCUGCCUAUCCAUCAGUGUCAGAUGCCAUGGUGUAUCAUGGAGACCCAGUAACUGGAGGGGCAUUAUCUUUGGCUAAUCUUGGCUUCAGCAACAUUGCUGUGAGUGGUAUUCUAUCACCGGGAACAUCACUACCGUCAGUAACACCUGAUGUUCAAGAGACACGCGAGCCAUCACUGGACAUGACUCAUUUUAUGAGCGUGAGUAUGGAAGUGGAUGAUUAAGGUUGAGACUUGACCACAAUGAUAGAUUGAUUAACAAACCUAUAGUGUAAGAAGGCUUAUACAGUACUUUCAGUGUACUGUACAGUAUAUUUCUUAGUAACAAUACCUUGGGCCACUUCAGGAGCAUAUUUUAAAAAUAUUCAGUACGUCACCAAAAAAGUGUUUUUAACAAAUCCUAACAGAGUCCAGUUGUCAAAAUGUUUAACUUUGACAAGGAGUUUUGUUGUAUUGUUCACAGUGAUAGAUAUUUAAAUAACAGAACAUCCUAUUUAAAAUAGUUGUUCUUUUAUAAAAUGAAACGUGUAUUGUGCUUGGUGAUUGUAUUGUAAAUAUAUCUUGUUUAAUGCAAAUUUAUUUUCUUUUACAAAAUGAAACAUUUAGUUUUGAAUUUUAGGUCUUAAGAUAAUAUUACUUUUGAUAAUGGAAAUCGUUUUGAUACGUAUACAGUAUUGUUUUCACAGGAGCAAAACUUUGCUGAUGUAAAUUUUUUAACUGUUCAUUUUAUGCAGGUAUACAGGCAGUCCCAGAGUUAUGAGUGGGUUAUGUUCCUGGACCCUGUUUGUAAGUUAAUUCCAUGGGUUAGGCUAAAGCACAACCCUGCCCAUACAAAAUGACAACAAUAUCCCACACAUAACAAAUAAUGUAAAUACGGUGAUGUUAAACAAUGUAGAAUAAUGAAAUUAAUGUAAAAAAUGGGAUUUUAAUUACAGAUUAAUGUGAUGAAUAUAUUGAGAUCCCGUUCAUAAGUCGCGGGCUGCCUGUAUCCCAGUUUAUGAAAAGGUUCUCUUCCUGAAAAACCUUUAGUAAAUCUUAGCCAAUAUUCUUAUAGACUCCCAUUAUAAAAGCCAAGAUAUGUUCCUACAGAAAAGGAAACAUAAAAAGUUAAAAUGCCACUUAUCAUAUUUUUUAUGACAAAUUUUGAACACAAUGAUUAUAAGCCAAUAAUAAGCAUUAAGUAAAAUACAGUACAGUAUGGUAAUAAAUUUAUACUAAAGAGAAACCAAAGAAAAUGGUUCAGACAGGCACUUAUGGGAAUUGUAACUGCCAUUUACAACAAGAUAAACUCAACUCUUACCUGUUUGGUACUAUUAUUGUUUCUUUAUUUAUGUUUUUACUUUCUUUUGUAUUUAGUCUUGCCAAAACUCCUCCUGAGGCACUACCUGGGUGGGUCUCCUAUGGAUACACAGCACUGUAGAAAAUUAUUUAUUAGAUAUCUUCAAAGAUCCUCAACAAUAUUAGUGCUUCAGUAGCAUUAGAUUAUAGCAAUGAAAUGUAUCAAGUUGGCCCUAUUACUCAUCACUGUUUUAUUUGUUUACAUUAACCAGAUGUCUAAGUGUACAAGUUGCCAAAUUGAGCCAUCAUGUAACACUCAAAGGUAAUAAAUAACAUUGUUAGGAAGGAAACCCCAUAUCAAAUACUAUACAAUAUGUUAUAGUGACCCUAUUGAAAGCUGAUUGACUGAAAGCUCUCACACGAACGCAUCCUGAGUGAAUACCUUCCGAUACAGCUUAUCCUUUUAUCUUCAAGUCAAAUUACAAAUUAUAUAAAGUAUUGUAUAUGUAUAUAUUUUUCAUUAUUGAAGAUGUUAUAUUAAUCAUGAUGAAUCACAAACCGUAAGAGGCUGAUCAUGUGAGAAUAUAAUAAUAAAUCACUAAAUAAACCUGGCAAAUGCAGCAACGCCCUAUCAGCCCUCACAACCCCCAGCUUGCUUACAUACGGAGUCAUAGUUCUCAUUAGGCCUACAGCAAAUCCGAUUAGACCACUGUACAGUAUUCAGUGAACAAAUGUUGUUCUUUUCAUAUUUUUUUUAAAUAUGUACAGUACUGUACAUUAUUUUAACCCAUUUCUUAAAACCUUGGCAUAUCCCUGUUAAUGAUACUGUAAUUCGUACUCUACAUAAAAAGUCACGUAAAUGAGUGGAGUUAGUGAAAUGUGGCACACUGAUUCUAUACAGUACUCAUGAAGGCAGGACUGAGAUGUGCCAUGUGAAACCCACGUACAGACGUUCAACUGCACACACAAACCGUCCAGACUGAUGCUGGAUUUUCCGAACCUUUUACAAAUAUUUCUGGUAAAUAGAGGGGCAGUCAGAAGCACCACAGAGUCCAAAAAAGGCAAUACCAGUGUACUGAAGUGCGGUGUACAGUAUUGAGGUUUUACUGUAUUGAAUAGGAUAGCAAGCUUAUAACAAAGGGUAAGCUGAUUGGGUGUCAUACAGCUUCCAAUUUAAAUUCAGAUGUGGAUAUUGUGCAAUGUCAAUAAUCUGGCAUUAUAAACUCCUGCAACUGCUUUAAUAUAGUGUAAUUUAAAAGAGAAGAUUAACAUAUAUCCCUAUCCUUCUGUUGAGUCUGAAACUACAGAGGUCCCUCGUUUUUUGCGGGGGGUUAUGUUCCUGAUAUUACCUCGAAAGAGCAAAAUCGCGAAUACUUUUUUCCAGAUAUUAACUUAGCAUGUAAUAUUCAAUAUUAUAUAACAUAUCCCCAAUCACUUGCAUGGCCCUAAACGUGUUUCUGAUGAUCUGUAAACUUCUCUCCCUCUCAUAUAUCAUUAAAUAAUUUGUAAAAACAACAUAAGAAAAUCACAAAUAAAAAUUAUUUUAUAUAUUACAUACCUAAAAAAUACAACGCAUAAGGAAUACUGUAGUCACCAGCCCAGUUAUGUUGUUCCGUCCUCUUGAUCCUCCCUCCAAACUCUCUCCCUAGUACAUCACAACAUGAUGAAUGAAUGAAUGGUGAUGAUUAAUCUGAAGAUGACCCUCCCUCUCCCUUGAUUAACUUAGUCAAGCGGUAUGCGGUGGCGGUUUGAACCCGAUAUCAGCGCUUUCUCCAUUUUAAUCAGUGCCGGAUCUCUCACAUUUUGUCACCUUUGCUGGUGCAAUAGCAGUAACCACAUCAACGACAUCUUUCUCUCUUUUUUUUUGUGUAGCGAACUGUUGAUUCGUUCAUCCCAUAUCCCCUAGCGCAUAGCUCAUGCCGGUUUCAGUUUUCUUCAUUACUUUGACUUUCCCUACUGAAGUAAACACUUUUUUUUUCUCUUAGGCUUCUUUGGUGCAUUACUGCCCUUAUCACCACCUUUAGAAGGAUGUUUUGGAGCCAUGACGGGAUUUUCAAGUGCAAAACACAAAAAUCAUUAAUACCUGUUGCAAUAAAAAUAUAUUUCUGAGGAAAAUCCGCGAAGUCAAAACUGUAAAAAAUGCGUAAAAAACGAGGGUGCAUCGUACAUACUUUCCAUGGACUCCUAGCUCCAUUGUACACCAGUGCAUUGCCUGUUUUCUUAAAUUCAACUUGUGGUGGUUACAUUUUUAGACAAAUUUGUUGUAUUUAAAACAGACCGUCAUCUCAGGCACUGCCUACCCAGUAACCUCACCACUCCAACUCUCUUCCUCUGGGCCCAAAUGCAGUUGUCUUUGACCCAUCCAUUUAAGAAAUACUUAGUUAUUUUCAUUUGCACAAAUUUGAAUUUAACAAUAGCCUCAGUUACUGCUGAUUGAAGGAUUUGAAAAAGGUCGGCAGACUGCCGACAUUACAGGUACCUGUAUAAUGGCCCUUCAUGAGGCAACCAUACGUACCAUUUGUGUUAAUUUUAUUUACUACAAGAGUUCAAAACUCUUACUGUCACAACAUUCUCUUUUGGGUUUUUAUUCUGACAAAUUCUGGUUUCUUUAACUUGAGACUGUGACCUUGAUAGCAAGGAAACCACUAAAUAUAUCUUUAAUGUUUCAUAUUGUGGAGAAGCAUUCAGUACUUUUUAUGUUGUAUUUUUCAUUAAUUUUUACGUACACAAUAAGUUUUUAAGUUUCCUUGACCACAACAAAAGUCAUUUAGGACCACGCGCGUGAGGUCUGGUUAUCUUUGUUCUGCUGCCAAUUUAUCCCACAGGAAUUUUUUUGCAUGAUUUAUACAUUACUCGCUUUGCUAUUGUUUUGACUCAAACGUGCAGGAAAAAAAUACAAGAACAAGACAAUUUUUUUCACUCCAAAUAAAGAAAAGGAGUUAGAGUAUUUGUUUCUAGCACCAUAUCUCCAUUUUCUCACAAACACGCCAAUGAUGACUUUGAAAUUUUGAUGUGACUAAUUACGGGGAGGGUGAGAGAGAUAAUAAAGAGACAAAUGUGACCUACCAACGCGGCUGACAAGAGGAAACUGAUGGACAGCGGAACUCCGCCCAUGCUUUGGCACUUUCUGGAAGCUUCUCUCGCAAGAUCGUGCAGUCAUCUAUAAUGUACGAAAAGAUGACACAAUUAUCUAAAAAAUGGGGGGGGGGGUGAAUUUUCUAAGGGUUAAUGGUGCAAUUCGUGUCAUCGAUACAAAUAAGAGCCACUCAAUGAUUUUAUGCGAUUUGCAUCAUGAUGAGUUAGAGGGCUAAUAAGUUUUUUAAAGGAUUAAUAAAUAAAUGUCAAAGACAGUCAACCAGCUGGUGAAUAUGUAGUUUCCCCAGACUUCAAUAGAUUGCAGCACAAGUGGGCAUGUCAUCUGUUAGCACAGGCCUAGCACUAAGCUGUUCUCUCAGGACAUGAGUCACCUAAAGUCUCAAGAACUGCAAUCCAAGAAGCAGUUAUUCAGACACGAGUUAUUUUAUAAAUUGUUAAGAGUAAUUUGAAAUGAUGGCAUUAGUGUUGAAGUGAGAAAAGGUGCUUUCUCAAGAAUUUUAUAUCUUAUGCUCUUUGCCAAUGGUUGCCAAAAAUUUAAUAGCACUAUAAGAAUUGUUUGCAGUUACAGAGAAAUAAAAUACCUCAACUAUGUUUUGAUAGAAGUUUGGUUGCAAACACGUACAGUACCGUACAGAGUACUACCUCUGUAAUGAAAUACGGCACUUUGGAAUUUUUUUUAUUGUAACGUAUUAGGAAAUGCUUUGGGAAUUCAAGAUAUAUUGUAUUGUAUUAAAGCAGAAACUGCAAAUAAAUUGAGAGUCUGUAUGCUCCUAUGCUUUUAAAGCUUACAAAAGUAGAGAUGGUCUUGUGUGUGUUCAUUAUGUGUCUGUUGUACCAGGAUACACUAGGAAUAUGUUUCAGGAGAUCCUUAAUUAUCAAAAUAUGCUUCACUAGAUUACCAGAGAGAUUUCUUAACUGCAGUGUAAUAGGAAAAGCUGAACCAUGAAAUGUGUCAGUGCAUAUGAAUAUUUUUUGUCUUGUGUAUAGGUUAUAAAGAGAAGAAGUAAUUAAGGAUCAUCCAAGGAUAAUUAUCAGUUCAAGAAAAUAAUUUUUGUAAUGAAUACAUUUGUAUAUCUUGUUUAAUUUGACAUGAUAAUAGAGUGCAGUUCUUAAAAGUAUACUGUACAAUAAUAAGCUUUGAAUACAAUAUACUGUAUAUGUAGAUCAUGGAAAACAGUAUGGCAUCCCCUCAAUAUACUUGUAUGUUUUCAUCAGGUUUAGGCUUACUGUGAAUCAAUCUCUCUUGUUUCCUCAUACAUUCCUCAAGUUAUUUAAGAAUCUUAUCUCAAAAGUUAGUUUUGUGUUCUUCAAUAAAAUAAGAAUGACUGCUUUAGUAAUUGUAUUAAAGUUUUGUAUGGAAAACUGUAUUUGUUAUAUUAACUGCUGAAAGAUUUGGUUUUAUUUGCACUGUGCUGUACACACUAUUGUGAGAUCUAUCAUCUUAUUUUACACAUGAUAUGAUUUAAUUUCUAUCAACAUAUGUUAGUAGCCAUUCCAAUACCUGUACUUGGGGCUUGAUAUUUACAUCUGCUUGACAACUAAGAGCUUUCCUGAUUGGGAUGCUACUUCAUUAUAUUUCUAAACUAUUUUUCUCUUAUCAGAUACCGAACAUUUGAUAAGGGCACUGCAAUUUUUUAUGCUGAAAAAGCACAUGAAAGAAUUUUUUUUUAUAUUAGCUUUACAUAAGAUUAACAAAAUUAUUUGUAACUUAGGGAAAUUGAGAAGCCACAUUUUUGGCAGCCUCCAAUAAGAUUCUACAUAGCUGUCUUGCAAGAUAACUGUAAAAAUUGGGCCCUGAAUAGUUUUGUGGAUAGCCUUUUUCUGUUGUUUAAUAAAUGUGUAUUUUCUUUUCAUAUUCUAAAUAAAGAUUUCAUAUCUAUAA